Messenger RNA from Nyctereutes procyonoides (raccoon dog), 4879 nucleotides. RefSeq names its product zinc finger protein 674 (gene ZNF674). Gene Ontology annotation, biological process: regulation of transcription by RNA polymerase II. Gene Ontology annotation, molecular function: DNA-binding transcription factor activity, RNA polymerase II-specific; RNA polymerase II cis-regulatory region sequence-specific DNA binding. The transcript is spliced from 6 exons. The coding region runs from base 957 to 2699 and encodes 580 amino acids. The record is from RefSeq and is a predicted model, not a curated record. Lineage: Eukaryota; Metazoa; Chordata; Mammalia; Carnivora; Canidae. Gene Ontology annotation, cellular component: nucleus.
UCAUCUCGAUCAUCCAGGGAACAUGAGUUAACUCACAGAGGGGAAAGGGAAAGAGAGGGGGAAAAGCAGUAGGUUGAAAUGGAAGAUCACAUACACGUACGAUGGAUGCCACGAUGGUUUUUGUCACAUGCUUCUCUCCACGGUGCGUGGCACCUGCUGUGGCUCUAGCGCAGGAGGAGCUCGGCACCAACUGAGCUGACACCCGACCACGCACCGCCCGAAGAGUUCUGCGGGGUGACCAGGCACCCUUGUAGGGCCUGGUCCUACAAGGGCGGCACACACUUGGCCUCUUUCGCCCAGAUCCUGACAAGUAUCAGAAGUCUGUCCCCAAGGGCACUUAACAGGCUUUCUGUGUAUGCUACCAACUGUGUAUGCUACCAACGACUGCCACUGGCAGAGACCAAGACUCUCUGCUUACGUUAGGCAAUGUUGUCCAAAAGCAAAAACCACAGUCUCCCCGGACGCCCGGGAUGCCUGACUGGGGCCACGGGAUUUAUUUCAGGAGAAUCCGGCAUCGGGGGCAUCGGGGUUUCUCGGUCUGCGCGUGGGAGUGGCCCUGCAGCUUGCUCCCAACCCUCCUCGGGGCCACUUCCCGCAACUGGGCCUGACCCCUGCUCUCUGACCCCUGGGCCGGGGAAGCAUAUGGCGCCCAGGGAGCGGCCCCGCCCCCAAGAUGGCCGCGCCCAUGUGCCGCUGAGGACCGCAGCAGGCGCCACUACCGUUUCUUAUUCUGAGAGCCCGAGGAAGCGGACAGCGCGGCUUUGGGAGACGGAGGUUGCGCAGCAGAGCGGCGCUACAGAGGGCGCUUCGGCCUCGGAGGCGGAUCAGGUUGCAUCGCUGAGACCACUGCUCACCAACUGCAGAUUCCAGCUCACCUGCACCUGAGCUUCCUGGUCUACAGAAGAGCCCGUCUGAGGCCUUGGAAGAUCUCCGCCCUUUGUCCAGGGCAGACCGAGAUGGCCACGGCCCAGGAAUCGUUGACCUUCAGGGAUGUGUGUGUGGACUUCACCCUGGAGGAGUGGCAGCAGCUGGACUCGGCUCAGAAGAACCUCUACAGGGAUGUCAUGCUGGAGAACUACAGCCACCUGGUGUCCGUGGGAUACCUAGGUGCCAAACCAGAUGUGGUCCUCAGAUUGGGACGAGGAGAGGAGGCCGGCAUGACAGAGGGAGAGACGCCAACGUGGAAGUAUCCAGAAUUCUGGCAAGUUGAUGACCAGAUAGACAACCACAAGGAGAGCCAAGACAGACUUCUGUGGCAAACUGCAUUAGUAGACAAGGAAGCACAGAAAGAUCAAAGUGGCCAAGAAUUCACAACCUUCAGAAAAAUCAUUUAUCCAAACACAGACUUUGUUUCGGUAAGACAGAGACUCCCCAAAUAUUAUUCGUGGGGAAGGUGUUCAAAACAUAAUUUAAACUUUCUUUGUCAAAAUAGAAGCUCUAUGAGACAAAAAGAUGAUGAAUAUAAGGUACAUUGGAAAUCAUGCUUCCAUUCUAAUCUUGAUAAAGCUCAAUCAUUUGCAGAGACAUUUUUUGAGCCUAAUGAACAUGGAAAAACCCUCCACCAUAAGCAAGCACUUAAUAAAACUCAAAGAAUUCAAACUAGGGAGAAACUCUAUGAGUGUUCUCAAUGUGGGAAAGUGUUUAUGCAGAAAGCAAACCUCGUGGUACAUCAGAGAACUCAUACAGGAGAGAAGCCUUAUGAAUGCUGUGAAUGUACAAAAGCCUUCAGCCAGAAAUCAACCCUCAUUGCACACCAGAGAACUCACACAGGGGAGAAGCCCUACAAAUGCAGUGAAUGUGGGAAAACAUUUAUACAGAAGUCAACUCUGGUUAAACAUAAGCGAACUCACACAGCAGAGAAACCAUUUGUAUGUGGUGAAUGUGCAAAAGCCUUUAAGAGUUCUUAUCACCUUAUUAGACAUGAGAAAACACACAUUAGACAAGCAUUUUAUGAAGGAGUCCACUGUGGUAAGUCCAGCCUUAUUCAUCAAAGGACACUUAAGGGUGAGAAAACUGAGUGUAAUAAACGUGGGAAACCCUUCAAUGAGAAACACAACCCCAUUAAACACCACACAUUUCAUACAAAAGAGAAACCUUAUGAGUGCAGUAAAUGUGGAAAAAGCUUCAGGGGAAAAUCACACCUCUCUGUUCAUCAGAGAAUUCAUACAGGAGAGAAACCUUAUGAGUGCCGCAUAUGUGGGAAGACUUUUAGUGGGAAAUCACACCUCUCUGUCCAUCAUAGAACUCAUACAGGAGAGAAGCCUUAUGAAUGCAGAAGAUGUGGGAAAGCAUUUGGUGAAAAGUCAACCCUUAUUGUACACCACAGAACUCACACAGGAGAGAAACCCUAUAAAUGCAAUGAAUGUGGGAAAGCCUUCAGCGAGAAGUCACCACUGAUAAAACAUGAGAGAAUUCAUACAGGAGAGAGACCCUACAAAUGCAGUAACUGUGAGAAAGCAUUCAGUAGGAAGUCAACUCUAAUUAAACAUCAGAGAAUCCACACAGGAGAAAAACCCUACGAAUGCAGUGAAUGUGGGAAAGCCUUCAGUGUGAAAUCAACUCUCAUUGUACAUCACAGGACUCAUACAGGAGAGAAACCCUAUGAAUGCAGGGAUUGUGGAAAAGCCUUCAGUGGGAAGUCAACUCUCAUGAAACAUCAGAGAAGUCAUACAGGAGAUAAAACCUAUAAAGAUACUUGAGAAUGAGAUAAUUUAUUAGUCAUGCCUCUUUAGGUAUCCAUUCAUCCUGGGGAGUAACCUUAUAAACAUCAAGAAUGUCAGAAGCUCUUAAUAUGUUAUUUAAUCUUCCUUUAGUACAAUAAAAGGUAUAAAAGCUUAAUUCCAGAAGCAUGUAAUAAAUCUGAUUUUUUUUACCCAGAAUUCUUACCCAUGAGUGGAAAAUUGCACAUCAAAGAAUUCAGAAGUGGCAAAAUUACAAGUGUCUGGAUGUGAGAUGACCUUGAGAAAGAAUUUAAGGGUCAUUGCCUGUCAAGAGUAUUUAAUAAGUUUAGAAAACCAUGUUAGCAAGUAUGAGAGAAACAUGUUCCAUAUUUUUAAAAAGAUUUUAUUUUUUUGAGAGAGUGUGCAAUAGUAAAGGGCAGAAGGAGAAGCAGACUCCCACUGAGUGUGGAGCCAGAUGCAGGGCCCAAUCCCAGGACCCCGAGAUCAUGCCCGGAGCUGAAACCAAGAGUCAGUCACCCAAUCAACUGAGCUACCCAGGCACCCCCAUGUUUCAUAUUCUAUACCAAACAUUUUGUGGGAAAGGUGCAGAGGUUGCAAACAAGCACUUAAAUAUAAAAAACAAGGUUUACUGUGGAGUAGAGUGCAUAUUUGAAAGAACAGUAUAGAACAUAAACCAUUAAUCCUAGUUGGGGUAGACUCCCCCUGUUGUUUCUUAAACAAAUAGAAAAAUUGCUCCCUUAAAAAGCAUGAGAGAGGGAUCCCUGGGUGGUGCAGCGGUUUAGCGCCUGCCUUUGGCCCAGGGCGUGAUCCUGGAGACCCAGGAUCGAAUCCCAUGUUGGGCUCCUGGUGCAUGGAGCCUGCUUCUCCCUCUGCCUAUGUCUCUGCCUCUCUCUCUCUGUGUGACUAUCAUAAAUAAAUAAAAAUUUUAAAAAAAGCAUGAGAGAGGUUGAGUCAUCAGGAUCCCGAAACAAAGGGGCUAGAAGAGAUCUUACAUGUUUUUCAUCAUCUUAAGUACAAAAACGCAAAUCUCACACAAAAGGCACACCUCACUUAGAAACAGUGCUAAAAAUUUAAUAUUCUUUGUCUUUUAAGAAACAGUUCAUGGUGAGGCAAUAAGAGAGCUUUAAUUUUCAGAGUAUCUCCUGUAACGGCAAUAUUUAAAUUCCAAAACAAAUGAAUUGAAUAUCCUGUAAUAGGCAAUUGAUUAAAAUUUGAUAUAUCUUUAAGGUGGGAUAAUACAGACCAAUUAAAAUUAUCUUUAUUAUGUUUGAGGAAAUGUUUAUGGCAAACUAUUAAGUAAAAAACAUUAAAAAACAAUAUACCAUAUGAUUUACAUUAUAAAAAAGUACACAGAAGGCUAUGCACUAUUGUAUCAGUGAUUCUGGGUGGUAGAAAUAUGGCAAAUUUAUGCUGAGUAAAAUUAUAUGCCCAUAUAUAUUUGUAUUUAUAUGUUUAGAUGUGUUUAGGUAGAUACAUAUAUUUGUAUUAUAUUUAUAUAUAUUUUAGGUGUGUGUGUAGGUAGGUAGACACGUAGAACAAAAAGCUAGGAAGGAAAUAUACCAAAUUAUUAAUCAAAUUAUCAUUUGGGUGUUGGGAUCAUUGAUUUUUAAAUGUUUUGAGUGUAGUCUCCAGAGACUAACAAAUUGUUUAAGGUAAUCCUGUGCAUAUUUAAUUCUGUCUUCCCAUCCAUUUUCCCUUUCAGCUUUGUAUUUGAUCUUGAGAAUAUAUUUUGCAUGUUGAGAAUGGGUAUCCUGAGAUUUUAAUAUCUGUAUGUGAUUUUUUUUCUAUAAGAAUAAAAAUAUCUCCACAGUUCACCAAAUCCUGUGACAGAAGUUGUCAGCUAACAGAUUUAACAGAUGAGAUAUAGUGAAUGGUCAAAGAAACCACAAGUAAUGAGACAAAACUGACUUCGGACACCAAAUGUAAAGCUCAUUUCACUGUGAUAUCGGUGAAUGCUUUUUGCUCAUAUUCAUUCCUUCUCGUCCUAGUAUCAGCAGUUGUAUCAGGCACAUCCUAGGUGACCCCAGUGAACUGUGCCCUAUGUAAAUCCUCUUCCCUUGAGUGUGGGCAAAACAGACUUGCAAGGCAGGGAAAGAUGGCGGAAGAGUACAGUCCCCAAGUCACCUGUCCCCACCAACUUAACUAGAUCACUUUCAAAUCAUCCUGAAAACCUAUGAAUUCAGCCUGAGAUUUAAAGA